UGGCGGUUUUAAUCCCUAUAUUAUGGGAUCAAGAAAGUCUUCUUCUUGAUUGAUUAGUUCUUGGUUAAUACGUUAACUUGUCCACAGAAGGAAACCAUAAAAAUUUAAAAAAAAAAAAGAAGAAAAAUGGGAGAUGCCACUUUCAUUGACAUCCUACUGGCGAUCUUCUUGCCUCCUGUUGGCGUCUUCCUCGGAUUUGGCUGCAAGGUGGAGUUUUGGAUCUGUCUGGUCCUAACGUUAUUCGGAUAUCUCCCAGGAAUUGUCUAUGCUGUUUAUGUUCUCACCCAUUAGCAACUCAAAAGAUCCACCUUCCAUCUUGCAUUCUCAGAUUCAAAGUAUGUUUCAGAUGUACCUUUCAAUUUCUCUGUCUAAUGAAAAGUUUGGUUUCAACC
This is a messenger RNA of Tarenaya hassleriana, 392 nucleotides long. Its product is annotated as hydrophobic protein RCI2B-like. The coding region runs from base 127 to 291 and encodes 54 amino acids. The transcript has 2 exons. The record is from RefSeq and is a predicted model, not a curated record. Gene Ontology annotation, cellular component: membrane. Lineage: Eukaryota; Viridiplantae; Streptophyta; Magnoliopsida; Brassicales; Cleomaceae.